AUGGGUUCAGUUGUCUUUCUGUUUGUUUCAGAACCUCCUGAUCCACCAUCGAUCCGUCUAAAUUCUGACUUCCUUCCAAGUAAAUCUGAUCGAGUUCUUACUGCUGGCACCAAUUUCAGCCUCAGUUGCCAUGGUAACGGGUCAGUUCACUGGACCAGCACUGCAUUUCCACUGGUGUAUCGGGGCAACCUACCAGACCCUGUGGAGGUCAAACGUGCUACACCCAGGCACACUGGAACAUACACCUGCAGAUACACCAACGAGAGCCUGGCGCACCUGAACAGCUGGAUCCACCUGUAUGUCACAGACCCAGCAGAUCUCUCCAAAGUGUUUGAAACCCGUCAUGGCAUCCCCCAUCUCAAGGAGGGUGAGGACUUCCUGUUCAAGUGUCUACUGACUGACCCCUUGGUAACAAAUCUCACCCUUCAAUCAGAGGAUGGGAGGAACCUGCCAACCGCCAUGAACGUGACCUUUGAUCCUCGAAGAGGAGCCCUAAUCCGAGACCUGAAGGCUUUGUUCAAUGGCCGCUACGUGUGUUCAGGCUGGAAGGAUGGCAGACAGUUCAAAUCCAGGCCCGUGAACCUGCUGGUGCUCCCUGUGUUGCGCCACCCCCCCUCCCUGUCUGUUAGUCAGGAUGAAUUUGUCCGUCUGGUAGGAGAGCGUUUUGAGGUUACCUGUCUCUGCAGUAACCCCACCCACUUCUAUAAUGUUACCUGGACAGACCCAAGAAAGCAGAAACUGGAAGCCACUAACAGUCGUUACUAUGGUAACAGGCGGCUGUACAUCAACAGCACUCUGAGCAUCUCUGAGGUCACCCAAACGGACAAUGGAAAGUACAUGUGUACGGCAAUUAACGAGGCCGGGGUCGCCACAGCAACCAUCCAGCUCAAGGUGCUAGAACGCCCUUACCUGAGAAUCUACCUUCAGACAAGUGAGCACGUACAGGUCAGAGGACACCUGCCUGCAGCAGAUGAAAUACAGGUUAACGUUAGUGGUGGGUCACUGGAACCCAUCACUAAUGUUAGUGCUUACAGAGCUAGCAGCGCUAAAGUUAAUGGCAGCAGCAGGGUGGAGGUUUACGAAGGUCGUGAUGUGGCCCUCACCUUCCUGCUGAAGGCCUAUCCUCCAAUCACAAGCCAGCGCUGGACCACACCUACACACCUCAUCAACAAUGACAGUACGGUGUACCAGGAGAGCUACGCUGCUAACAGCUACAGCUCGGAAGCCACCCUGCUGCUGCAUCGCAUGCGUCCGGAGGAUCGGGGGCAAUACUUGUUUCAUUUCUCUAACUCCUUCUUCAGUGGCUCACACACCAUCGACCUCAAGGUCUACCGUUUUCCGACUACUGAUAUCACUUUGGAGAACAGUACUCUGACAUGCAACAGCUCAGGAUAUCCAUUACCCACAAUUCUCUGGUUCACCUGUCCUGGCAUCCAGCCCUCGUGUGCACACAUUGCUACCAAUGAGGUUUCUCAGGCCAGUGUGACCUCACAGGACGGUGAGGAGGUGAGGUCCCACUUCCUCCUGUCAGCUGAUGAUGAUGUCACUGUGGAGUGUGUUGCCUCCAACCUCAUGGGAGAGUCUCUGCGGGUCUUCCAUCAUCGAAAUCCAAUCAUCUUCACUCCGCCUCUGAUUGGAGUUCUGAGUGCCACCGCUGUCCUCUUCCUGCUCCUAUUGGUCCUCUUCUACAAGUGCAGACAGAAACCCAAGUAUGAGAUCCGCUGGAAGAUCAUCGAAAGCACUGAUGGAAACAACUACACCUUUGUUGACCCCACCCAGCUGCCAUACAAUCAGAAGUGGGAGUUUCCCCGAGACAAACUCCGCCUCGGUCCCAUCCUGGGCUCUGGGGCUUUCGGGAAGGUUGUUGAGGCCACGGCGUAUGGUUUGGAAACUGACAACAAGAUCACCAGAGUCGCUGUCAAGAUGCUUAAACCAAGCGCUCACUCGGAGGAACGGGAGGCUUUGAUGUCUGAGCUUAAGAUUCUCAGCCAUCUCGGCUACCAUGACAACAUCGUUAACCUGCUGGGAGCCUGUACUCGUGGGGGGCCUAUGCUGAUGAUCACAGAGUACUGUAGCCAUGGCGACCUGCUCAACUUCCUGCGGGGUCGGGCUCAGGACAUCGUGGCAUCCAUGGUGACUGUGGAUGAAGUACAGGAAGAGGCUUUCUAUAAGAACAUGGCGGCCCAGCACGCCAGGCUCCGCAGUGACAGCGGGAUCUCAUGCUGCUCGGAGUAUCAGGAGAUGCAGCCAAUUCUGAGUCCGGGGCAAACACACCAGGGUGUGCAGACAGAUGGUCUUUCAGUCAGUGACCUCAUGAGUUUUUCCUACCAGGUGUCUCAGGGUCUGGACUUCCUGUCCACCAGGAAUUGUAUCCACAGAGACGUAGCAGCGAGGAAUGUCCUGCUGACUGAUCAUCGUGUUGCAAAGAUCUGCGACUUCGGUUUGGCCCGAGACAUUCGCAAUGAUGACAGUUACAUCGUUCAAGGAAAUGCCCGCCUCCCAGUGAAGUGGAUGGCUCCAGAGAGCAUCUUUCAGUGCGUCUACACAGUGCAGAGCGACGUCUGGUCCUACGGAGUCUUACUCUGGGAGAUCUUCUCUCUGGGAAAGAGCCCAUACCCAAACAUUGCCGUGGACACCAACUUCUACAAGAUGAUCAAAGAUGGCGGCCACAUGGAGCAGCCUGACUUCGCCCCGGCGGAGAUGUAUCAGCUGAUGAAGCUCUGCUGGAGCCUUGAGCCCACCCACAGACCCACCUUCAAAACCAUUGGUCAGCUUAUCAGCAGACUUCUCCCCUCCACCAAUGAUAUGUCAUCACGUUACAGCGACCAGCCGACUUACAGGAACAUCGACGAGUGCAGAGAAGAAGAAGAAGAAGAAGAAGAAACAAUGAAGAGAGAGGAUGAGAAGCCAGAGCAGGACGACGACGAGGGGAAGGAAUCAAAGAUGCCGAACAUCUACCAGCUGUCCUGAACCUCUCGUCCAAUCAGAACUGAGAACCCGGUCAUAUCUCCUGGCUGAGGACACUCAUCCUCACUGCUGAAAACUUUAUGGACAAACUGCAGCACCAACCAAACUCUGUGUCACACCAGCGGAUCAAAGCUUUAAACUCUGUGUGAUCUUCUGAUUCUGAUUUUGUUUUUUAAACUUACAUUGAACGUUUCCAGAUGUGGGCGUUUUUUAUCUCUGAUGCUGAGAGUCGAGUCGUGACGGUGGAUGAUCAUUUUUCUGCAAACCGUCCUGUUUCUGAUUCUUCUGAUGUUUCUGGCUGUAAAAUAUCUAAAAUUAGUUUUGCUUUCAUUUGUUUUCUUUAUCAAAUAAAAUGUUUGGUGUGAAACUCGUCCAACCUCACAGCUGUGUGUAACGUGAGCCACGUUUCUAAGCGUGUUGGGUUGUUUGCUGCUUCCAUGCGCAUUCUGAGUGCUCGCUGUGUAUUUGUGGUAACCCUGCCGAUGCUCGUAUGAUGUUUGUGUAACAAUAAAGUUUCUGUGAUGAUUUGGUUCACCUGUCACCUGCUCUGGAUGAUUUCACAAGGAGCAGCAAGAGAAGGAAACACACACGAGUGCCGUCAGUGAUUCUGUUUACCUGUUUUUACCUGUGAUAAGCACAGACACAGUGUUCAGUGUUGAUGGGCGGAGCCUAUUGUGUGAACAGGUAACGAACAAUAAAGUAAAACUUUAACAGUC
Pundamilia nyererei is the source of this 3683-nucleotide messenger RNA. Its product is annotated as macrophage colony-stimulating factor 1 receptor 2-like. Bases 1 to 2970 code for a protein of 989 amino acids. Gene Ontology annotation, molecular function: ATP binding; growth factor binding; cytokine binding. Lineage: Eukaryota; Metazoa; Chordata; Actinopteri; Cichliformes; Cichlidae. Gene Ontology annotation, biological process: cell surface receptor protein tyrosine kinase signaling pathway; protein phosphorylation; positive regulation of cell migration. The record is from RefSeq and is a predicted model, not a curated record. The transcript has 21 exons. Gene Ontology annotation, cellular component: plasma membrane; signaling receptor complex; CSF1-CSF1R complex.